GACCGACAGCAAGUGGGGUGCGGGUGAGCUGUCGUCUGCCAUAACAUAACCUCGACAGAUUUUUCAGCGCGAGUUAGUAAACAAGUGAAGCAAUUUCAUCAAGCGGUUUCUUCAAGAUAAAUCCGCGCGAUGUCGGAGAACGCGAGCGGAGAAGCGGCGCCGGCCGAGAAAGAGCCGCCGCCCGCCGCCGAGGAACCGGAUGCCGUCUCGGAGGAGGACCGGCAGUUCUUGACUGAGUACGUGCGGGAAACGGAGCAGAGAUUGGCGACGAAGGAGGAGAUCCGCGCGGCCAAUCUGAAUCCCACGAGGCCUCCGGACGCGUCGUUCAGCAAACUCGACUCGAGCCUCAAGAGGAACACGACGUUCGUCAAGAAGCUGAAGAACUUCAGCUUGACCCAGCUCGACACGGUUUUGAAGGACAUGGCGAAUUUAAACCUGACCAAAUACGUGAGCGAGGUUGCCACCGCUCUGGUGGACGCCAAAAUAAAGAUGACCGACGUCGCGCCCGCUAUCAGGGUGUGCAGCUUUCUCCAUCAGACGUACGCCGAGUUUUCCACUCAUUUCUUCGAGAAUUGGCAGAGGAUACUGUCGUUCAAGAUCGGCGACAAGAUCGCGAAUCCCAGCAAGCUGAGGGUAGAUCUGCGAUUCUACGCUGAGCUGGUGAACGCUGGAAUAUUCACGCAUAAGCAGGGCUUACCAUUGCUCGGCUCGGUACUGACCGUAUUGAUCAACAUGGACAAAGAGGAGCAUAAUAACGCCAGUAUAAUAUUGAGCUUCUGCCGACAUUGCGGCGAAGAUUACGCCGGUCUUGUACCUAAGAGGGUGCGAGAGCUGUCCGAGAAAUUAAACGUGUCCAUCCCGAAGAGUAAACUGCUGUCACCGGACAAACAGCAGAACGUCAGAUUGCUGCUGCGUGACUACUACAACUCCCUGUGCAAGCACAUGCUGAAGGAGCACAAGGAGCUGCAGGCAUUCGAGAAACAGAAUCGCAAGAUAUUGCAGACCAGAGGAGAGCUGAGUUCGGAACGGAAGGAAAAGCUGGAAGCUCUACAGGUCUCUUAUGAGCGUCUACUAACCAGCGUGCAGAGCUUCUCCGACACGCUGGACGAACCGAUGCCCGAGCUUCCAGUGGACAACGAAACAAAGGCGGAAGCGGAGGAGACGCUCAAGAUGAUCAAUGAGGGAGAAGAGAACACUAUGUUGGAGGAUAUGUGGGGCGACGAAGAGACCAGACGUUUCUACGAAGUCUUACCGGAUCUUACUGUCUUCCUACCAGGCUCGUAUUUGAAGGAUACCCCGAAAGAAGCCGCGAAGACGGACACGGCGAUAACGGAAGACGCUCUCGACGAGGAGAUUGUCUUCGACGAGUUGGAAGAAACUGAGAAGAUUGAGGAGCCACCUGAGGUAGAAGUGGAAGAGCCGCAGGUGUCCAACACGAGCAACAAGAUACUGCUGGAUGCUUUUCUAACGCAUCUGCCGAACUGUGUGAAUCGCGAAAUGAUCGACAAUGCCGCCGUGAACUUCCUGAUGAAUCUCAACACGAAGCACAACAAGAAGAAACUGGUGAAGGCUCUUUUCGGCGUUUCCAGAAUCCGGCAGGAUCUGCUACCCUUCUACUCCCGCUUAGCAGCCAUUCUUUAUCCAGUAAUGCCCGAGAUUGGUAACGACUUGUGUCAGAUGUUGAAGCAGGACUUUAAAUAUCAUGUGCGCAAGAAGGAUCAGAUCAACAUCGAGUCGAAGAUUAAAGUGGUCCGCUAUAUUGGUGAGCUUGUCAAGUUUAAGCUUUACUCCAAAAUAGAGGCAUUGUACUGCCUGAAGGUUUUACUACAUGACUUUACGCAUCACCACAUUGAAAUGGCUUGCAACUUGUUGGAGAUUUGCGGCAGAUACCUCUUUUGCUCGCCGGAUUCUCAUCAGAGAACCAAAGUCUAUCUGGAGCAGAUGAUGCGCAAAAAAGCGGUUACUGCGCUCGAUUCGCGCUACGUCACGAUCAUCGAGAACGCGUAUUAUUUCGUGAAUCCACCCGAAUCUACCGGCGGCGUCACAAAGAAGGACAGACCACCCGUACAUGAAUUUAUUAGAAAAUUACUGUACCAGGACCUCUCUAAGACGAAUACUGACAAGGUGCUCAAGUGGAUGCGUAAACUUGACUGGGAGGACGAGAGCAUGUCGUCCUACGCCAUAAAAUGUCUCACUGCCGCGUACAACGUUAAGUAUCCCAAUAUUCGAUGCGUGGGAAGCCUGUUGGCCGGCUUGGUAGCCCAUUACGAGACCAUUGGACCGCAGGUGGUCGACGGUGUGCUCGAAGACAUACGUCUGUGCAUGGAAAUCAAUCUGCCCAAAUUCAAUCAACGACGCAUUGCCAUGGUCAAGUACUUGGGCGAGCUGUACAACUACCGAAUGGUGGAGAGUGGCGAUAUUUUCCGUACUUUGUACUUGCUUAUUACCUUCGGCAUCAGCGUGGAUCACUCAAUGCCAAGCGUACUGGACCCGCCUGAUCAUCUUUUUCGUAUUCGUCUAGUGUGCACAUUGUUGGAGACUUGCGGCCAGUACUUUAGCGGCGGAUCCAGCAAGAAGAAGCUCGACUACUUUCUCGUAUUCUUCCAACACUACUUCUGGUUCAAGUACACGGACCCGGUCUGGACGUCGGAGAGUCCGUUCCCCGUUGGGAUAGAUUACAUGUAUCGUGACACACUAAUGAUGCUACGACCUAAAAUGCAAUUGUUCCAGAGUUACAAAGAAGCGCAAUGCGCCGUGGAAGAGUUGCGCAACACCCUCUAUCCGACCUUGGGCAAUCCUCCAGUUGACGACACCACCGCGGAAGGCGAGAGCGACAUGGGCGUUAUUUUGGAAGGCGAUGAAGAAGCAGCGAUGACCGGAAACGGUAGCGGGGACGCCAAAGGUAUGGCUGAACUGCAUUUCGAGGAGUCCGAAGAUUGCUCGGAGGCGCAGUCGGAAGAGGAAUGGACAGCCGAUGCAGAACGCGAUGACGCUAUGGGGACUCAAGAGAACACUCAGGGUGAUCGAUCUCAGAGUCUGUCGGCCGAAGGUGGCACCGAGGGCGUGAUUGUAGACGUGACAGAGGAACUGAACGCAGCUUUGCCGUCCGGACCACGACGCGUGAGCUGCCCAGAGGACGAUGAUUUCCUAUCGGCUCUCGACAAAAUGGUCUCAGACAAUAUACAGGACCGUAUGCGAGAUUCGGUGAAACCGCAACAGGUGGACAUCUCCGUGCCGCUGCACGUGAAGAGCACGAAGAAGACGUACGAGCAACUGCAGGAGAGGCCGUCUGACAAUAGCACAGUGGACUUUGUGCUGAUGCUGAGGAAGGGUAACAAACAGCAGUACAAAAAUCUCGCGGUCCCGGUGUCGUCUGAGUUGGCUAUGAAUCUCAGAAAUCGCGAACAGGAACAGAAAGAGGAGAAGGAGCGUGUGAAGAGAUUAACUUUGAACAUCACUGAGAGGCAGGAGGAGGAGGAUUAUCAGGAAACUAUGAAUCAGAGCACGAGACCAGUCACUGUAAACCUGAACAGGGAACGGCGGCAAAAGUAUAAUCAUCCUAAAGGAGCGCCCGAUGCCGAUCUCAUCUUUGGACCGAAGAAAAUUCGAUAAGCUCUUUGAUUGAUAAUUUUUAAAGUCGAACGGUUGUACCCCAUUGGAAAGUUGAUGAUGUAUCUGUGAAAUAGAACUUCACACUUCAGACUCGUCAACUAUAUAGUUAACUAACUUUGGUUAGUUUCAUCGCUUUAUACUACGAUAUCUUAUAAUUUCUUGGAAAACGAACGCCACGAUGUGUCGGAAUUUGGACGAAUGUAUUAUAUGUACAAAUGAGUAGUUACGCAAGUUAGUGCAUUUAAACGAGACAGUUCUGAUGCAGUAAACCCUCGUUAAAGAAGUUAGGACAACUAACUAACUUCGAGACAUACGUAAAAUUGAUUCCCCUGGCCGAAAUAAAUUUAAAAAAAUCGAUCAAUAUGGACUAAUACAACGCACUGCCGAUUUUCGAUUACGCAUAGGGUUUACUGUAUCAUGUAAAUGCACUUUUAAUGCAUUCAUGUGUAUCAUUUAUCAUAUACAUGACUUUUGUGUGUCACGUGUUGUUACUCUAGACAUUUUUACACUGACUUAUAUCGUCAAUCGUUAUUUUAUGACUUUCAACGAAAGCUAUGUUGUGAUAGAAUAUAUGAUCAAUUUAUAUACUUAUCCAUAUUCUUAACAUGAUUCCAUACCUUAUCUGAAAAUGUUCUUUUUUUCCUCUGAUUGCGAACGAUAUAUACACAUAUAUAAAUGAAAUUUGCAAGAUUGUAUCAAACUUUCUAUUGAAAGAACAGAACUUAAUAAUAAAACUCAACGUACAAUUA
This is a messenger RNA of Wasmannia auropunctata (little fire ant), 4361 nucleotides long. RefSeq names its product regulator of nonsense transcripts 2 (gene Upf2). Lineage: Eukaryota; Metazoa; Arthropoda; Insecta; Hymenoptera; Formicidae. Bases 130 to 3612 code for a protein of 1160 amino acids. The transcript is spliced from 2 exons. Gene Ontology annotation, cellular component: cytoplasm; exon-exon junction complex. Gene Ontology annotation, molecular function: protein binding; RNA binding. Gene Ontology annotation, biological process: nuclear-transcribed mRNA catabolic process, nonsense-mediated decay. The record is from RefSeq and is a predicted model, not a curated record.